This is a messenger RNA of Andrographis paniculata, 1586 nucleotides long. RefSeq names its product protein NDH-DEPENDENT CYCLIC ELECTRON FLOW 5. Lineage: Eukaryota; Viridiplantae; Streptophyta; Magnoliopsida; Lamiales; Acanthaceae. Gene Ontology annotation, biological process: carbohydrate metabolic process. The transcript has 4 exons. Gene Ontology annotation, molecular function: carbohydrate binding; catalytic activity. The record is from RefSeq and is a predicted model, not a curated record. Bases 231 to 1370 code for a protein of 379 amino acids.
AAACCGACAUUGCAGCCUCAUCAUCAUCAUCGUUGAUAUAUAUAUAUUUAGAGAGAGAGAGAGAGAGAGAGAGAGAGAGAGAACACCAACUCCAUAUCUCAAUUUCAUUCUCAGACAACAAUCAGCAGCAGCAGAAGAAGAAAUUAAUUGAAGAAGAAGAUCGAAGAAGAAGAAGUCUGUGUGAUAGUUAAUUGAUUAAUUAAUUAAUGGUGCAGAGGAGACGAUAGACGAUGCUGUGGAGCAUUUUCCAGAAGCUUACCUGCAUAACCCCACCCUUGCCUUCCACUUCCACUUCCACUUCCAUCCACAGUUUCCCGGAAAGCAUUCGUUAUGCGACUCGGUUUAGAAGAAGGGAACGCGAGGACUUCCGAUUGUCGGCGAUGUCUCAAUCGAGGGUAGAUAUAGACUGCUCGGAAAGUGAGUUACGCGCGAGAGGAAUCUCCCUCGAAGGCAUCGGAGACAGCUUUGUUGUAAGAAUGGAGCUCAAGGAUGGAACAUCGGCAAAGUUAAUGUUACCGAGUGGUCUUAUUACAUCAUUCAAGCCUCGAAUGUGGCACGGCGGGACAAUGGAGGUGUUGCAUACCUUGGUGUCUGAACCGGACCACAACGAUAGCGCCAGAGCCCUCAUUCACGGCGGAUUGUCUUUAGCUUUAGAAUGUCUUGACGAAGCCGGGAUCGCGUGGUCUCCCGAUUCUUGGACCCUUUGUCAAGUUAGCGGAUCUCCUCGAAAUUCCAUACAGGUCGAAUUGAUCGAAAGAAACGAAGAAAAUGUCGAAGUGAAGCACAUUGUGUCGCUCGGAAGCGAUCUUUUGAACUCGGAGGUUGUAGUGAUUAAUCAAUCAACCACGUCGCCACUCACCGUUAGGGGUUCUUCGUUAUGCCAUCUUGGGGUGAGCACCCCCGAUGCAACCUAUGCAUUGGGAUUAGACGGCUCGGAUUUCCUCGUCCACCCACCCCUCGUAUCUCGUUUUAGCCUCAUCCCCGACAAAGACCCCGGAAAGACAAAAGGGUGGCCAUUUAGCCAACUAUUUUUCCAAAAGAAUCCCGGAAACUCGACUGCUGAAGAUCCUAUGGAAAACUUGUGGGGUGAAGAAGAAGACGCCCACAAACAUUUGACGCAAAAGCUAAGCAUGAUCUACAAGAGCGCUCCCCGAGCUUUCACCGUAAUUGAUCGGGGUAGGAGGAAUUCGGUGACGAUGAGACGAGAUGGGUUCAAAGAAGUGUAUGUAUUCAGCCCGGGAUCGGAGCACGAAUGGUACGGAAAGUAUUCGUAUGUUUGCAUUGGACAUUCAGCUCAUCUUGAACCAAUACUAUUGAAUGCUCAAAGUGAAUGGAGAGGAACUACACAGCUAUGGAAUCCGAAUUCGUAGUUCCAAUUGAUUUUUGCACUAUUCAUCAAAUUUUUUUAAUUUAAGAUAUACUACAAGGGUACUCGAAAUGUCAAAAUUAUGCGGAGUUUAUUUUUUGUAAACACCAAAAAAUAUAUAUAUAUAUAUAUGUGUGUCCGCGCGCUAUUUUGAGGAUGUUUGGACUUUUAAUGUGCGAUGAGUUGAUUUAAAAUCAACGAGAACUUUUCAUUUCGGAGA